AUGGCGGCCAUGCCUAACUUAGUGAACACCAUGGAAGCGAAUGCUACUGCGACUCUGCAAGCUGUGCAGAGGCUAGGCCAACCGGUGGGAAAUGGCAAUGGGAAUGAUGAAGGGAAUGCCAAUGAUAAUGCUGAGGGUAACGGCGAUAACACGGGAGGAGUUCCGAUGACCUUGGCAACGUUCCUCAAGGUUCAUUCGCCAACUUUCCGAGUGUCCACAAAUCCUAUUGAAGCAGACCACUGGUUCCAGGCUAUGGAGCGUGCUUUACAGGCGCAGCAUGUUCCUCUUAAUCAAUAUGUAGAGUUUGCCGCUUAUCAGCUAGCGGGAGAGGCCCAGCCCUGGUGGCAAGUUGAGUGUCAUUUGCUACAGCUUCAGAACGCCGACAUUCCAUGGGAGGGUGACCCGAAGACUUUCGAGAGCUGGAGGUGCGUUAAGUACCAAAGGGGUUUGAAGAAGAGCAUUAUGACUGUUGUGGCUCCUAUGGAGAUCCGUGUCUUCUCCGACUUGGUGAAUAAGGCUAGAGUAGUGGAAGAAUAUGCCAAGACCGUAGCGGCAUCCAAGGACACUCGUGGAGGGAGUUCUAGUCGUGGGCGUGGCAAGUAUUUUUAUCCGAGAGGACAAAGCUUCAAGAGAGGAGGAUAUACGCCUCAAGGCCAAGGGGGCUUCAGAAAGAACAAUCAGAAUCAGUUUCAGUAUGCUAGGGGAAGAGGAAAUCAGAGUAAGGAUUCUCCGGAUUUAGCUUGUAAUCGUUGUGGACGUUUUCACCCUUAUGAAUCAUGCAAGAUUGGUUUAGGUGGUUGCUUCAAGUGUGGGUUGCCUGGCCACAUUGCGAAGGAUUGCCCUCGUGGGAGGAAUCAGAAUGCAGGCCAGAGUCAGCAUCAAGGCCGAGUCUUUGCUGUGAAUGCCAAUGAUGCUUCCAAGGCGGAUCCUUUGAUGAGAGGUAUAUGUCUAAUUGGUGAUAAGUCCUUAGUUGCAUUAUAUGAUACUGGAGCUUCGCAUUCAUUUAUUUCGUUUGUUAAAGUUGAGAAAUUAGGUUUGAAAGUGUCAGAGUUGCCUUUUGAUCUGCAUGUAUAUACUCCGUAUCAGACAGUUAUGACUAGGUCAGGUUAUAGACAAGUAGGUUUUAAGCUUAAGAGUAGAGAUUUUGUGCAUGAUUUGAUCUGUUUACCAAUGGUGGGGCUUGAAAUGAUUUUGGGGUUUGAUUGA
This is a messenger RNA of Arachis ipaensis, 1206 nucleotides long. Lineage: Eukaryota; Viridiplantae; Streptophyta; Magnoliopsida; Fabales; Fabaceae. The record is from RefSeq and is a predicted model, not a curated record.